Messenger RNA from Caenorhabditis elegans, 1502 nucleotides. It is a transcript of the gene T02B11.6, whose product is annotated as Major facilitator superfamily (MFS) profile domain-containing protein. Bases 43 to 1458 code for a protein of 471 amino acids. Gene Ontology annotation, molecular function: transmembrane transporter activity. Gene Ontology annotation, cellular component: membrane. The record is from RefSeq and is marked reviewed. Gene Ontology annotation, biological process: transmembrane transport. The transcript is spliced from 8 exons. Lineage: Eukaryota; Metazoa; Nematoda; Chromadorea; Rhabditida; Rhabditidae.
CCACUUCAAAAUUGUUGAAUAAAUUAAAAUCCUCUUCGGAAAAUGACACAAAGUUCCAUUCAUAGUGAGAAAAUGUGUCUUCCCAAACUUCCCUACUACCGUUUUAUUGUGAUGAUGGUCGCAUUUUUCUGUCUGAUGAGCAUUUUCUCCAAUUAUACAAUUAUGAAUUUCGCAUUUAUUUGCAUGAAAAAUGAUAUGCAAGGAGCAGUGCAAGGAGCUAAUGGGACCCUCCAAUCAAUCUACGACUACACGUCAACAGGAAAAGCGCAACUUAUAUGGGCAGUCGCAAUUGGUACAAUAAUCGGAACUGUUCCCUACAACUGGAUGUAUGUAAAAUAUGGCGCCAAGAAUGUGUUCCUCUCAGCUGGUAUUAUUUCUCUUGUGGCUACUUCGUGUACACCAUUUGCAGCUGGGAAUAGUUAUUGGUUAUUGCUGGCCAUUAGAUUAAUUCAGGGAAUCGCUUACGCAGCAGAUUUCGCCGUAAUUGGCAUAAUUUGCGUGAAAUGGGCUCCACACGAUGAAGUCGCCUUUUUCGUGUCGGUUCUUACCGUGUUCUCGCCGUUUGCUACAGUAAUCACGACUGCUGUCACGGGAUUCCUAUGUACUUCAAGCCUUGGCUGGAGAUUCUCAUUCUAUGUACACUCGAUCGCCGGAGCACUAUGCUUUGUUUUAUGGUAUUUUGUGUAUUCGGAUGAUCCAUUGUCACAUUCUAGUGUGACUUCAAGAGAAUUGGCCAAUAUUCAGAAAGGCAAAUCUGCAGCUCAUUUUAGCAAGAGAAGAGAAAUCCCAUACCUAAAAAUGAUAACUAACUCUGCUCUAGCCUGCACGUGGUUUAAUGCAUUUAUGGACCUCUCAAUGUCGAUUAUGAUCAUCACAUAUUCCCCAAUCUAUUUUCAUACGGUUCUGGAAUUUCCGAUUGAGCAAACCGCAUUCAUCAUUGGCAUCACCAACUUUGCACAGCUCCCAUUCAAAUUUGGUGCGGCUUUUAUCAGUGAUAGAAUAACUUCAAUAAAUCCAAAGGCUAAAAUGCUCAUUUUCAACACAAUUUCCUGUGGAAUAGUUUCAAUUUUGUUCGGUGGAUUGGGAUUUAUUUCGAAGGAUCAAAAAUGGGUUGCAAUGUUUUUACUGAUUGCAGUGAAUUGUCUAAUGUCGACAAACUGCGCAGGCUUCUAUCAGUGCGGGAGACAUGUAUCUCAACAAUUCGCGGAUGUCGUAAUUGCUGCUAUUCAAUUCUGCAAGUGCCUGGCCCUAUUCUUUGUGCCAGCAAUAGUGGCGGCUACCGUAACCGACGAGUCUGACCGGGGCCAGUGGUCCCACGCGUUUCUCGUCAUGUCCGGGCUGCUUUUGGUGGCAAAUUUUUCUGCCUAUUUCUUCUUUACCGACCAGCCAGCCGAUUUUACGAAAUGUGAAGAGCCACAUGAGUUUCCGUUGAAAAAAUCGAUUGAAGCACAUGACUAAAUUACUUUAUUGGUUGUAUGAAUAAAUUAUGUAUUCCGAACAAA